AUGUUCCGAAUUACCGCCAGACGCUUCGCUGCCGCCGCCGUCGCGGCGGCCGAGCCCUCGGCACAUACCCUCAAGGUCUCGCAGGCCCAAGGCGUGGCCCACGGCCUCACUGCUGCCAUUGGCAACACCCCCCUCAUCCGCCUGAACCGCCUCUCCGAAGAAACGGGCUGCGACAUCCUGGGCAAGGCCGAGUUCAUGAACCCGGGCGGCUCGAUCAAGGACCGCGCGGCGCUGUACGUGGUCAAGGACGCCGAGGAGCGCGGUCUCCUCCGCGCGGGCGGCACCGUCGUCGAGGGCACGGCCGGCAACACGGGCAUCGGGCUGGCGCACGUGUGCCGCUCGCGCGGCUACAAGCUCGUCAUCUACAUGCCCAACACGCAGUCGCAGGGCAAGAUUGACCUGCUGCGGCUGCUGGGCGCCGAGGUGUACCCGGUGCCGGCCGUCGCGUUCGACAACCCGGACAACUACAACCACCAGGCCGCGCGCCACGCCGAGCGCCUCGACAACGCCGUCUGGACCAACCAGUUUGACAACACGGCCAACCGCCGCGCGCACAUUGAGACGACGGGGCCCGAGAUCUGGGCGCAGACAGAGGGGGCGGUCGACGCCUUCACCUGCGCCACCGGCACCGGCGGCACGCUCGCCGGCACGACGCGCUUCCUCAAGGACGUGUCGGGCGGCCGCGUCAAGAGCUUCCUGGCGGACCCCCCGGGCAGCGUGCUGCACUCGUACAUCUCGUCGGGCGGCAAGCUGACCGAGCGCGCCGGGUCGAGCAUCACAGAGGGCAUCGGCCAGGGCCGCGUCACCGACAACCUGCAGCCCGACAUUGGCCUCGUCGACGGCUCCAUGACCAUCUCGGACGAGAAGAGCAUCGAGAUGGUGUACCGCUGCCUCGACGAGGAAGGCUUGUACCUGGGCGCCAGCUCGGCGCUCAACGUCGUGGCCGCCAAGGAGGUGGCCGAGAAGCUGGGCAAGGGCCACAAGGUCGUCACGGUCCUCUGCGACGGCGCCUACCGAUAUGCCGACAGGCUCUUCUCCCGCCAGUGGCUGACGGAUAAGAAGCUGCUUGGCGCCAUUCCCAAGCAUCUGGAAAAGUACAUUGUUCUUCCGUAG
This is a messenger RNA of Akanthomyces muscarius, 1113 nucleotides long. RefSeq lists its product as uncharacterized. The coding region runs from base 1 to 1113 and encodes 370 amino acids. Gene Ontology annotation, cellular component: cytoplasm. Gene Ontology annotation, molecular function: pyridoxal phosphate binding; cysteine synthase activity. The transcript is spliced from 2 exons. The record is from RefSeq and is a predicted model, not a curated record. NCBI's taxonomy places the organism in Eukaryota, Fungi, Ascomycota, Sordariomycetes, Hypocreales, Cordycipitaceae.